AUCAACAAACGCCAGCAGCCCGACUAGCAAAAAUCCAUCCACAGGUUCUGCAGUUCAGCAUGAAGAGAAAACCCUCAUCGCCAAUGGCCCCCACAUUCAUGGUGUCCGCACCAGGAAAAGCCAUUGUCUUCGGUGAACAUGCCGCGGUGUAUGGUAAGCCCGCUAUUGCCGCAGCUAUAUCUCUCCGAUCAUACCUUCUCGUCACUACCCUCUCCAAAUCUCGACGUACCGUCCGACUGAAUUUCAGGGACAUUGGCUUAAACCAUACAUGGGAAAUCGACACUCUGCCGUGGAAUGUCUUCCACCAACCUUCGAAGAAAAGGUUCUAUCACUCUGUUGUCGACUCCCUCGACUCCCAAUUUCUCGAGGCCAUCAUGCCACAUGCAGAGGCUGUGUCGAAGCACCUUCCAGAGAAGCAGCGAAAAAUCCACAUAAAAUCUGCAACCGCCUUCCUCUACCUCUUCCUCUCGCUAGGCUCCUCGACAAGCCCUGGAUUCAUCUAUACUCUUCGAUCUACCAUUCCAAUUGGCGCCGGUCUAGGCAGCAGUGCCAAUAAUACUGUUUCGGCGGGUGGCACGGCUGUGAUGUUCCAAAGAAACGUCUCUGGACCACCAUCUGUCAUUCGUCUCACCAAUUUUCCGAGACUACCACUCCUUCUCGUCGACACUCAACAACCACGAUCCACUGCUGUACAGGUGGAAAAGGUGAAGACACUAAAAACCAAUUACCCUGAAAUAACAGAGAUGAUCUUGGACGGAAUUGGCAAACUUGCAACUUCUGCACUUGAGCUGAUUUCAUCGGCUGAUUUCCCUGGUAGUGACACCUCGGAUGCUCUCGGACGCUUGGGGAUUUUAUUGGCAUCAACCACGGAACGUAUUCGCGAGCUCGUGGAUUAUGCGCAGAUUGGUUGGACAAAACUCACCGGAGCUGGAGGUGGCGGAUGUGCUAUCACGCUCUUCCGACCAGAUAUCGAAGCUCACAUUAUUGAAGAGCUGGAGCGG
This is a messenger RNA of Penicillium bovifimosum, 1001 nucleotides long. Its product is annotated as mevalonate kinase family protein. Gene Ontology annotation, molecular function: mevalonate kinase activity; ATP binding. NCBI's taxonomy places the organism in Eukaryota, Fungi, Ascomycota, Eurotiomycetes, Eurotiales, Aspergillaceae. The transcript is spliced from 3 exons. Gene Ontology annotation, cellular component: cytoplasm. The record is from RefSeq and is a predicted model, not a curated record. Gene Ontology annotation, biological process: ergosterol biosynthetic process; isoprenoid biosynthetic process. The annotation marks the transcript as partial.